Molecule: messenger RNA, 489 nt
Organism: Symbiodinium sp. CCMP2592
Lineage: Eukaryota; Dinophyceae; Suessiales; Symbiodiniaceae
Source: the annotation of a GenBank genome assembly
AUGGAGGCGAGAGCACUCGCGAAUGACGAGCGGCGAUGGAGGGAGGCGCGGCGCACGGGCGUGCCGUGCCCGCCUCCAAGAGCUCCACCAGCCAGAAAGGGGCUCGAAACCCUGGAUGAGCUGGCUGAGCGGCAUCUGGCGCUGCAAGCGCUCCUGAGACGGCAGGCAGCAUGCCUCGCAAAACUGGAGCGGCCUGCCUUAGUGCUCGGCCCUUCAGAUCGCCAGCAGGAGCGCGAGCGCCGGGGUUGCCAGCAGGAGCGCGUCACAGUUGGCCAGGAACGUGAGGCGCCUUCGUUGCCGGAUGGUGCACAGAUCCUUCUCCCCAAGGAAGAUCGAGACGAGCAGUUCUACGUCGCCCCCAUGAAGGCUGGCAAGAAGGGCAAGAUCAAGAGCAAAGGCCGGGAAGCCGGCCUUCCUGAAACGCCGCACUCUUGGCGGACAGACAAUUCAGCCGUAGGUAGGCCCGUACUCAUGGAAGUUGCACUAUAG